AUGAACAGCCAGAACUGGACACAAUACCGGGGGCGGUGCGGUGCGGCGGGGAUUGCGGCUUUCCUUGGUGCUCCAGCAGCUGAACCUGAUCUGAUUCUGCAGCAGCCGGAUUGUGUGGAAAUGGGGCGAAGACCUACUACACCUGGAACUGAUUGGGCGAUAUGGCAGGGUGAUCAAAUCAAGCUGCUGCCAGAAAUGGAUAGCAAGGAUGAAGACAAGGGCUAUCCGUUUCACUGA
Messenger RNA from Colletotrichum graminicola M1.001, 237 nucleotides. RefSeq lists its product as uncharacterized. The transcript has a single exon. Lineage: Eukaryota; Fungi; Ascomycota; Sordariomycetes; Glomerellales; Glomerellaceae. Bases 1 to 237 code for a protein of 78 amino acids. The record is from RefSeq and is a predicted model, not a curated record.